Molecule: messenger RNA, 2838 nt
Organism: Lonchura striata (white-rumped munia)
Lineage: Eukaryota; Metazoa; Chordata; Aves; Passeriformes; Estrildidae
Gene: CASD1
Product: CAS1 domain sialic acid O acetyltransferase 1
Cellular component (GO): Golgi membrane
Molecular function (GO): N-acetylneuraminate 9-O-acetyltransferase activity
Source: RefSeq, a predicted model, not a curated record
UGGGGCUGCUCCCGGCCCCGGCGGCGAGGACGGCGGCGGCGGCAGCGGCGGGGUCCGCGUUGGCCGCCGGCGGGGACCCAGUGCUGCCCCGCCGCGCCCGCCCGCCCCAUCGCACGCCGUUGUCAUGGAGGAGCCAAGAUGGCGGCGCUGGCCUACACCGGGGGCAAGCGAGAGAUCAACUACUACUUCAGCGUGAGGAGCGCCAAGGCGCUGGCGCUGGGCGCCGUCCUGCUCCUCACCGCCUGCCACACCGCCUCCCGCCGCUACCGAGGUGGUGAUACAUGUGAGUAUCUUCUGUCCAGUGGGAGAUUUCUUGGAGAAAAAGUAUGGCAACCUCACAGUUGUAUGAUGCAUAAGUAUAAAAAUAGUGAAGCAAAAAAUUGCCUCAUAGACAAACAUGUUGUGUUUAUAGGAGAUUCUAGAAUUCGACAGCUGUUCUAUUCAUUCAUAAAACUGAUAAAUCCUCAAGUCAAAGAAGAGGGAAUUAAGCAUGGAAAUAUCCCGUUUGAAGAUAAAUCUGCUUCAAUUAAAGUGGAUUUUCUGUGGUACCCAGAAGUUAAUGGCUCUAUGAGGCAACGUAUCAAAUCUUGGACUGAGGGUUCUGUGGCAAAACCUCAUAUAAUUGUAGUAGGAGCUGCCACGUGGUCUAUCAAGAUUCACAAUGGCAGCAACGAAGCCCUUGCACAAUAUAAAAUCAAUAUCACUUCAAUUGCACCUCUUUUGGAAAAAUUAGCAAUAAGUAGUGAUGUUUACUGGGUCUUACAAGAUCCUGUUUAUGAAGAUAUGCUGAGUGAAAGUCGGAAGAUGAUCACUAAUGCGAAAAUAGAUGCUUAUAAUGAAGCAGCUGUUCGUAUUCUGAACAGCAGCUCUCGAAAUUCCAAAGCUAAAGUUAAAGUGUUCAGUGUAUCAAAAUUGAUAGCACAAGAAACUAUCAUGAAGUCUGCAGAUGGCCUGCAUCUCCCUGAAUCAAGCAGAGAUACAAAUGCAAUGAUUCUUAUGAAUGUCUACUGCAAUAAAAUAAUGAAGCCCAUUGAUGGCUCCUGCUGCCAGCCUCAGCCUCCUCUUACUCUGAUACAGAAGAUAGCUUUCUGUUUCUUUACUUUGUCCAUUUUUGGAUAUUUAAUUAUCAGCUUAAUUCAUCGGAAUAAUUAUCGGAAGAACAAAACAUGCACUGAUUUGGAAAGCGGAGAGGAGAAGAAACCUGCCAUCAGCACACCUAAUGUUUCUACUUUAGAGAUGCUCUUACACUGCUUUUGCAAACUUGGUCUAAUCAUGACCUAUUUUUAUCUGUGUGACAGAGCAAAUCUUUUCAUGAAGGAAAAUAAAUUUUACACACAUUCAUCUUUCUUCAUACCAAUCGUCUAUAUCUUGGUUUUGGGGGUAUUUUAUACUGAAAAUACCAAAGAGACUAAAGUGUUAAAUAGAGAACAGACUGAUGAAUGGAAGGGCUGGAUGCAACUUGUUAUUUUGAUUUAUCAUAUCUCUGGAGCAAGCACUUUUUUGCCUGUGUACAUGCACAUUCGAGUUCUGGUUGCUGCAUAUCUGUUUCAAACAGGUUAUGGGCACUUCUCAUAUUUUUGGGUAAAAGGGGACUUUGGUGUAUACAGAGUGUGUCAGGUUUUAUUUCGUCUCAAUUUCUUGGUUGUGGUACUGUGCAUAGUGAUGGACCGACCUUACCAAUUCUACUAUUUUGUGCCAUUAGUCACUGUCUGGUUUAUGAUAAUUUACGUGACCUUAGGUGUAUGGCCUCAGAUUGUCCAGAAGAAAGCAAAUGGGAACUGCCUGUGGCACUUUGGCUUACUCCUGAAACUGAUUUGCUUACUGAUAUGUAUAUAUUUUCUGUCAUAUUCUCAGGGUGCAUUUGAGAAGAUAUUUUCCUUUUGGCCAUUGUCCAAGUGUUUUGAACUGAAUGGCAAUGUCUAUGAAUGGUGGUUUAGGUGGAAGCUGGAUCGCUACGUGGUUUUUCAUGGGAUGCUGUUUGCUUUUAUUUAUCUGGCACUGCAGAAACAUCAGAUGAUAUCAGAAGGAAAAGGAGAUCCUCUUUUCUCCAACAGAGUUUCAAAUGUUUUGUUAUUUAUUUCAAUUGUGUCCUUUUUGACCUACUCUAUUUGGGCUAGUAGCUGUAAAAACAAGACAGAGUGCAAUGAGCUACAUCCUUCUGUUUCUGUGGUACAGAUUUUAGCUUUCAUCCUCAUCAGGAACAUUCCUGGAUAUGUCCGAUCUGUGUAUAGCUCAUUCUUCGCCUGGUUUGGCAAAAUUUCUUUAGAGCUCUUCAUUUGCCAAUACCAUAUUUGGCUGGCAGCAGACACAAAGGGGAUCUUGGUGCUCAUUCCUGGAUAUCCAAUGUUUAAUGUUCUUGUCAGCACUUUCAUAUUUGUGUGCGUGGCACAUGAGAUUUCUCAGAUCACUAAUGAUCUAGCACAGAUUGUGGUUCCUAAAGAUAAUUCAACUCUGCUGAAAAGGUUGCUGUGCAUAGCUGGAUUUUUUUCUGGACUACACUUCUUUUCAGCAAUGCAAGAUCAGUCAAGGCAUUAACUUGGAAACUUUCUUCAGGUUUACUUUGUGUCUGCCUGAACAAAAAUUCUCAACUGGAGGUACAAGAAGACAUUUAAAUUAAGCGUGUGGAAAAUGUAUAUAGUGGAAAUGUACAUAUUUUGUGUGGAAAUAGCCUUCUCAAAUAAUCUGAGAAACAAGAGUGCACUGUACAGAAUUGCAUGUGAAAAUGAGUCUUUUCUACUGGAUGUUUGUUUCUGUUUACAUAUCUGUUGUAACGAGACAUGAAGCAGUGCAGUGGUUGAGCAGUAUCGUGGGCACACCGCGGGAUUCAGCCGGCGCUGG